Molecule: messenger RNA, 957 nt
Organism: Grosmannia clavigera kw1407
Lineage: Eukaryota; Fungi; Ascomycota; Sordariomycetes; Ophiostomatales; Ophiostomataceae
Exons: 1
Coding region: 1-957 (318 amino acids)
Molecular function (GO): oxidoreductase activity
Source: RefSeq, a predicted model, not a curated record
AUGGCGACGACGGCCACGUUCAGCUAUGCCGAUCCAGCGACGAUUGUGGCCAGCGACGAGCCGUUUGUGAAGCCAUGGUCCAAGGUCGAUGCUGACGUGACGUCGUUUAGCCGUACCGCUGUGCGCCGUCUGGUCAGCGACAUGCGCACAGCCCUAGUCGCGGAUCCGGCCGCCUUUGGCGUGGACAAGUCGGGUUUUGCGCUGUUCGAAAACGUGCCGGCGACAGAGCGAGCAUUUGUUGACGAGGAGGCUAUCCGCACGAGCUACUAUGCAGAGGUGGAGCAGCUGCUGCGUGCCCAGCUGCCACGGCCAGAGCAGUCGGGCCAGCCAGUCGCCCGGGUGGUUAUCUUCGACCACACGGUGCGGCGCCGCAACCCUGAGGCGCCUCGCCAGCCUGUACAGCAGAUCCACGUGGACCAGACGCCGCGAGCAGCCGAGCAGCGAGCACGUCGCCACCUGGCUGACGUGGCUGGCGUGACCGACGCCGACGUGGACCGUCUCCUGCGCGGCCGCUACCAGAUCAUCAACGUGUGGCGUCCCAUCGGACACGCCGCGUCCGACACGCCGCUCGCGCUCGUCGACUGGCGCUCCACCGACCCGGACGACGCUGUUGCCGUCGAUCUUCUGUAUCCCGCAUGGCAGGCCCUUCGGCCUGGCGGUGAGCUGCUGCCUGACGCUGACAAGGCUCAGUCCACCGACGGCUACGCCAUCCGCGGCGAGACGUACACGGUCGUGCCCAACGAGAAACACCGGUUCUACUACGCCAAGGACAUGACGCCCAACUCGGUGCUCUUCAUCAAGUGCUUCGACUCCCGCAGCCAGGCCGUGCCCGCUGGUCGCCCUGGUGUCGCUGCCUGGACGCCACAUACCGCCUUUGACGACCCGGCCACCCCCCCCGAAAGCAAGGGCCGCCAGAGCAUCGAGGUCCGCUGUCUAGUCUUUUACGAGGACGAGUGA